UAACAUUAGUUAAUGCACUGUGAACUACUGUAAACGUACUGUUCAUUGUUAGUUCAUGUUAGUUAAUACAUUAACUAAUGGUAAGAAAUUACCUUAUUGUAAAGUGUUACCAGUAAAUGUAGCAGAGUUAUCUUCACAAUCUUUUUCAUGCAUACGUCAGUAGGCAACAAUUAUUUAUAAAUAUAAUGACAACUGUACAUGUGUUAUUGUUUUCUAAUAGUAAAGCAAAUCAGGCAACAUAACCUUAACAAAAUUGUCUCUUGUGUAUGUGGUAGUUUGAUUUUAUUUAUUUUUUUUGUGAAGAUUAUGCUGUGUUGUGCGUGUAUCUCCGUCUUUGGUGAAAUAUAACUCUUUCAAACUCUUUCAUAAGUCUGUUAUUCAAAUUUCAAUUGUAAUUUUUUUUUAGCUUCAAGGAGAUGACAGUUAUUUUGUUGCCCUCGACAUCUCGAUGGCCAUUGAGUACAUCAAUUCCAAAAAUGUCAUCCAUCAAGAUUUAAAGCCACCCAAUAUUUUGAUCGACCAGUUCUCAAAAAAGGCUGUACUGACAGACUGGGGCCUUGCCAACAUCAGAGACAAGGUUUUACUACGACAAGGAAGCAGACUUGCUGGAGGAGGAAUAGGGCCAAUGGGUGGAACCUUUCUUUAUAUGGCCCCAGAGUGUCUGGUUGAAUUUGAACAGGCUUCCAGAAGUUCUGACAUCUGGUCUCUGGGAGCAACAUACCUGGAGAUUUUCACGAAAUCAGUGCCAUGGACAGAGAAAAACCAAAGAGAGUUGUGCAGUCUAAUGGCCAAAAAGGUGCCACCACAUGCUUUACAACAUCUGAGCGACAAGUACCAGUUUAUUGGUACAAUGUUACACUAUGAUGUAGCAUCAAGACCUGAAGCUUCCUCUGCGGUGCUGUCCCUAAAAACAGUGGAGGGGCCAGAUUUAAAGAGCCGUUAUGGUUACGAAUGGUAAAUGUUACAGAUUAUCACAUAGACUGUGCAAGUUGUCAUUUCAGUUUGUAGUACAAAAACCAAUGUUGGUAAAAUGUUAACAUUAUAAUCACAGCCGUUCUCUCUCUCUGUCUAACACU
Messenger RNA from Cyprinus carpio (common carp), 1076 nucleotides. Its product is annotated as mitogen-activated protein kinase kinase kinase 17-like. Lineage: Eukaryota; Metazoa; Chordata; Actinopteri; Cypriniformes; Cyprinidae. The record is from RefSeq and is a predicted model, not a curated record. The transcript has 2 exons. Gene Ontology annotation, biological process: protein phosphorylation. Bases 449 to 958 code for a protein of 169 amino acids. Gene Ontology annotation, molecular function: ATP binding; protein kinase activity.